AUGCAGGUACUGACCCACAGACUCGUCAAAUACACCGAUGCUAAUAUCCAUGACCCGACUAGGAGCGACAUGUGGCUCGGUGAUGCUCGACGGGCGAUUGAGUCUUCAUUGCAGAGAGAAUCGGAGUCGACAGAUGGAAUAGCCAGUCUCAAAACUCGAGGGCCAUCACCUCAAGCACUGCCAAAACUAUGGAAGUUUGACCAAGAUGGCUUUGCCGCCGCGGACCACUUCAUACGGGUUCCGGGCAUAUCCGAUGAGGCGGUGAUUCAGUUGACAGGCGGUCUUCUCUAUCCUAACAGCGAGGCCGUACAUCGGGGACAGGAUGGCAACCAACUAGAUAACCGCAAGGCUAGAUGUCAUUACGGUGUCUCAAUGCGGGAUACGUUUGAUCCUGAAGUUGACGGAAAUGGAGAAACUACAGUCUGGUGCGAGCUUGAACAAGCUUGGAUUUGGACGGUCAGAUGA
This is a messenger RNA of Penicillium argentinense, 465 nucleotides long. RefSeq lists its product as uncharacterized. The transcript has 3 exons. Lineage: Eukaryota; Fungi; Ascomycota; Eurotiomycetes; Eurotiales; Aspergillaceae. The record is from RefSeq and is a predicted model, not a curated record. Bases 1 to 465 code for a protein of 154 amino acids.